This is a messenger RNA of Zophobas morio, 1644 nucleotides long. RefSeq names its product Regulatory particle non-ATPase 3 (gene Rpn3). The transcript has a single exon. NCBI's taxonomy places the organism in Eukaryota, Metazoa, Arthropoda, Insecta, Coleoptera, Tenebrionidae. Gene Ontology annotation, cellular component: proteasome complex; proteasome regulatory particle, lid subcomplex. Gene Ontology annotation, molecular function: enzyme regulator activity. The record is from RefSeq and is a predicted model, not a curated record. Bases 82 to 1569 code for a protein of 495 amino acids. Gene Ontology annotation, biological process: regulation of protein catabolic process; ubiquitin-dependent protein catabolic process.
UCCCGGGUGCGUUACGAAGCAAAACCAAAAUUUUGACAGUCCAGACAGAACAAAAGUGUUGUUUAAUUUCAUUAAUGAAAAAUGACUACUUCAGUGGCACCCACAGAAAUAACCGACGUAGAAAUGAAGAACGCCGAUAGCCCCCCUGGUUUAGAAGCUGGUGACAGUAAGCGAACCAUCGAUUUCCAGAAUUUGGUGGAAAUUCGUGAACAAGCCCGGCAAAUCGAAAAGGCAGUCACCAACAAAGAAAAUCGCUUCAUCCUUCGAGUCCUGAGAUGCCUCCCCAACACCCGAAGGAAACUCAAUGGUGCCGUACUUAAAGGUUUAGUUAAUCAGAUCUAUCCAGUCUCGGAAAGAGAUGCUUUGACUGAAUAUCUAGAAGACGUACCCGCAGGGCUGGAACUGGAAACGGGACGAGCAAGAUCAGCUACAAAGUCGCCAGUGCCUGAAGUCGAUGCUUAUAUCCAUCUCCUUAUUUUGGUUUAUUUAAUAGACACGAACAAGCUCUCAGAUGGGGUAAGAUGUUCACAAGCUUUAAUGAAUAAAAUCACAAGCCAAAACCGCAGAACUUUAGAUCACAUUGCGGCCAAGUGCUAUUUUUAUCACUCUAGAGUGGCCGAACUAACAGGGAAACUGGAUUCUAUUAGAGCCUUUUUGCAUGCUCGCUUGAGAACGGCCACUUUGAGAAAUGAUUUUGAGGGUCAGGCGGUGCUCAUUAAUUGCUUGUUACGAAAUUACUUGCAUUACUCCCUGUAUGACCAGUCAGACAAGCUAGUUAGUAAAUGUGUCUUCCCUGAAACUGCCAGUAAUAAUGAGUGGGCUCGCUUUUUGUACUACUUAGGCAGGAUAAAAGCAGCCCGGUUGGAAUACAGUGUGGCUCAUAAACAUCUAGUCCAAGCAAUGCGGAAAGCCCCGCAAAACGCUGCAGUUGGAUUCAGACAAACAGUCCAAAAGCUUCUUGUUGUAGUAGAAUUGCUUUUGGGAGACAUCCCGGAAAGACAAAUUUUCAGACAAGCUAGUAUGAGACACUCAUUAGCACCAUACUUUCAACUCACCCAAGCCGUCCGAAUGGGAAAUCUACACCGCUUUGGGGAAGUCUUGGAGAAUUUUGGACCCCAAUUUCGCCAAGACCACACAUUUACCCUAAUCCUACGUUUAAGGCAUAAUGUAAUCAAAACGGCAAUUCGUGCAAUUGGGUUGUCCUAUUCAAGAAUAUCUCCACAAGAUAUUGCAAAGAAACUUGGCCUGGACAGCGCUGAGGAUGCGGAGUUUAUAGUCGCCAAAGCAAUUAGGGAUGGCGUUAUUGAAGCAACUUUGGACCCAGAAGGUGGUUAUAUGCGCAGCAAAGAGAGUACCGAUAUUUACUGCACAAAAGAACCGCAAAUGGCGUUUCAUCAGCGGAUCUCGUUUUGUCUAGAUUUGCACAACCAGAGUGUUAAAGCAAUGAGGUAUCCUCCUAAGGCGUAUGGAAAGGAACUCGAAUCUGCUGAAGAGCGCAGAGAAAGAGAACAGCAGGAUUUAGAACUGGCAAAGGAGAUGGCUGAAGAAGAUGAUGAUGGUUUCCCUUAAACAUUUCUUCUGUCAUACAAAGUUGAUCUUAACUGUAUUUUAUAGUUCAAUAAAUUUGUGUAUUACACUUAUAAA